Molecule: messenger RNA, 2034 nt
Organism: Acomys russatus (golden spiny mouse)
Lineage: Eukaryota; Metazoa; Chordata; Mammalia; Rodentia; Muridae
Gene: Rfx8
Product: regulatory factor X8
Exons: 15
Coding region: 90-1886 (598 amino acids)
Biological process (GO): regulation of transcription by RNA polymerase II
Molecular function (GO): DNA-binding transcription factor activity, RNA polymerase II-specific; RNA polymerase II cis-regulatory region sequence-specific DNA binding
Source: RefSeq, a predicted model, not a curated record
GCGUCCCCCGCGCGCCCCUCGCUCUAAAGUAAACACGGCCGAGAGGACCGGUGCCGCCCGCUCGCUGCCCGGUGCAGCCGGCCGAAGCCAUGACGGAGGCGGCCCCGGCCUCCCCUGCCGGUAGCCGCGGCCUGCACCGGGGCAUCAUCCAGUGGCUGGUAGACAAUUUCUGCAUCUGCGAAGGGUUCAGUGUGCCUCGGUGUCUCAUGUAUGAGAUUUAUGUAGAGACCUGCGGGCAGAGCGCUGAGAACCAAGUCAACCCGGCAACAUUUGGGAAGCUUGUGCGCUUGGUUUUUCCUGAUCUGGGCACCCGGAGGCUAGGCACGCGGGGAAGUGCCAGGUACCAUUAUGAUGGGAUCUAUAUCAAGAAAAGCUCUUUCUUCUAUUCUCAUUACUGCUACCUCCUGGGUAAAAAAAGCUGCCACAGUGGCGAUGUUGUCACCUUUGGAAAAUCCCCUGAUUAUAACAACGUCAUCCAACCGGAAGAAGCAUGUGAAAACCACUCACCAAUAAAGACAGACGUGACAGGCUCGCCCGUGUCUCCGUUCAGAAGAUGUCCGUUCUGGGAACAGGAGCUGGCAAACAAGUACUCCUGUAAGCUGGUGGUCUUUCUUGCUGAUGAAUACUGCAACUAUUGUCAAGACAUUUUACAGAGCGUGAGGAACCAGGAACUGGAAAAGGUGGAGGAUUUAAUCACAUCCUUCUGGAAAUCUCUGCAGCAGGACACAGUCAUGCUCAUGUCACUGCCUGAUGUGCGCCAGCUCUUGGGAUGCUACGAUAUGCAGCUUUAUAAGGGCCUGGAGGAGACUCUCCUCCCUGACUUCCUGGAGGAUGUUAGCAUCCAGUACCUGAAGUCUGUCCGGCUGUUCAGUAAGAGACUCAAACUGUGGCUUCUCAGUGCUCUGGAGGGUUUCCCGGCCAUCCUACAGAUCUCCAAACUCAAAGAAGUCAAUGGAUUUGUCAAAAGACUCAGGAGGAAGACGUACCUUUCCAACAUGGCGAAGACAAUGAAAAUGGUCCUGAAGAACAGCAGACGAAUCGGGCUCCUGAAGUCAGACUUGCGCGCCAUCAUCAGCGAAGGCACUUUGGUUAUUUCAAAGAAGGUCCUGGCGGGCGACUCAGGCCAUGAAGAAGAUCUGGAGAGCCACACAGAGAUGAAAUGCUUGGGCUGUUUAAUUUCUUUGCUGGAAACCUCAACAGAUCUUGCUGAACUCCUGAACUGUGUGUCUUCAAACCUCCAAGCGCUUGUCUUCCAGCCAAGCAAAAGCAAAGAGGAGUUUAUCAAGCUGGCCGCCAGCUUCCAACUAAAAUGGAAUUUUCUUCUCACCGCUGUGAGCAAGGCCAUGACCCUGAGCCACAAAGACAGUUUUGGCGCCUGGCAUCUGUUCCACUUGCUGCUGCUGGAGUAUGUGGUUCAUAUCCUGGAGUCGUGCGUAGAGGAAGAGGAAGAGGAGGAGGAGGACCUGGGGAGCCUCCAGGACCUGCUGUCAGAUGACCAGUUUUUCACCCAGCCAGACCAGGCCCUUUUCCACCCUCUAGAUUCUUUGCCAACAUUGGAAUGCGCAAGCCGGAGUGUGGAGUCACCUCAGGUGACACUGAAACACAUGAACCAGAGCUGUGGCCCCAUGGUUAUAAGCAGCAUGGUUCUCCAGGUGCUGGGUUUCCUGGUGGACACCGCCACGGGCAAUAAGCUCAUCCAAGUGUUGCUGGAAGACAAGGCCACCGAAAGCACAGUCAAACUCAGCCUGCCUGUGGGACAAGAAGCCCUCAUAACCCUGAGCAACGGGCAGAGAUUUGUGAUUCACAUAACAGAUGUGCCGCAAAGCUCGGAAACUGUUUCCUGCAGGAAAAGCAACGUGAAUAUGCAAGGUGGUUUGUUGGAAUAGGAUGUGAGGGAGCAGGCUUGGGUUCUUAAAAUAUGUAGUGAGUCCUAAAGCUUUUGUAUUUAUCUGAGUUUCCUGUAUAUAGUAGAUGAGGAUUUUAUGUUUGUACGUAUUUUGAGGAAUUGGUUUUGAUCAAACUAUAAACUAAUUU